Nasonia vitripennis (jewel wasp) is the source of this 2471-nucleotide messenger RNA. RefSeq names its product ubiquitin-conjugating enzyme E2 J2. NCBI's taxonomy places the organism in Eukaryota, Metazoa, Arthropoda, Insecta, Hymenoptera, Pteromalidae. The transcript is spliced from 5 exons. The record is from RefSeq and is a predicted model, not a curated record. Bases 522 to 1232 code for a protein of 236 amino acids.
ACAUACAAGUACGCGAAAGAGGAGAGAGAGAAAAAACGAUCGCCUGCUGGAUGCUGAAUCAGUCUGUCAAAAUACGUCCCUCCGCGAGUCAGACAAAGACGGGGAUAGAGGAGGAUAUCAACUAUAUACUGGUUUUUCCCUUCCGCCUGCGGGCCCUCGCUUUUAAUUUAUACAACAUUUUCUCGCCGUCGUCGAUCGUUCAAGGCCCGAGACGAGAGUAGGAAAAUAAGUAUAUACACACGCCCGUCGUAAACUGAUACUAGCGUUCUGGAGUGAGAGAGAGAGAGAGAGAGCAGCGCAUAUACACACAACUACCUGUGCAUAUAUUAUCGAUUUCACGUAGUUCAUCGUCGUGUUUGGGAUUAAUCACCUGAGUCGAUUAAGCUUCGAGGAGCGGUUCGACUUUUCUUCCCGUUUUCCGAGGGUUUUCAUCGGAGACUUUGAGACUGGUUUGUUGUCUCUGCAGGUGUCCUGGAGACUUGGGGCAGUUGGCAGAAUAACAAAGGUCACUCGCUGAGAAGAUGAACAGAAAGACAAGCACAGCUACUGCCAGAUUAAAACAAGACUACUUGAGACUCAAAAAAGAUCCUGUACCUUAUGUACAGGCAGAACCUGUUCCUUCCAAUAUAUUAGAAUGGCACUACGUUAUUAAAGGGCCAGAAAAUACUCCGUACGAAGGUGGAUUUUACCAUGGCAAAUUAGUUUUUCCAGGAGAGUUUCCUUUCCAGCCACCUAGCAUCUACAUGACGACGCCGAAUGGUAGAUUCAAAGUUAACACUAAAUUAUGUCUUUCCAUAUCGGAUUUCCAUCCUGAUACAUGGAACCCAGCGUGGAGCGUAUCGACUAUUCUCAUUGGCUUGCUAAGUUUUAUGAUUGAGUCCAGCUCGGCAUUAGGAGCAAUCAACACCCCUGAUUUUGAGAAAAAGCUUUUGGCGGCACAAAGCCUAGAAUACAAUUUAAGAGACAAAUUAUUUUGUGAAUUAUUUCCGGACACCGUUAUAACCAUCAAAAAAGAACUGGAGCGCAGAAAAGAACUGCAUGAAAAACAAGCAAGGCAUCGCUCGACGACGAACGAGGGUUCAUCACUGAUUCGCGGCGAACAACCAGUGGAUCAGAGUCCAUUGCACAGUGCAUUGGCGAACUUUGCCAUGUUUAUCGGCCUGGCCGUCUUCGCAUUCGCUGUCAAGUACGUCCUCAGGAAUAUCGCCACUCAGGAAUACAUUCAACAGUAGACAAGGCGAACACGUGACGGCGCUAUGCGCUUUGUUGAAUGCUGUUAUAAAAAAAAAAGAAGAUAAGUAAAUAACAAAGAAAGCCAGAAAGCCAUCGUCGACCGAAAAUUUUCGAUGACGCUGAAAACGGUUUUGACUUCAAUUCUCUUACUAGCGCGUAACGAAAUAAAUUAAGCAAAACGUUACCUUAGAUUUUGAUAUUCGAGUAUAGCACAGGGUACGAAUUGAUCAAACGGAAACACGCCGAGCCUCUCAGUUCCUACUCUGGUAUAUCACCAGACUAUGAAGAGAAAAUAACAGGAAAACGUUUCUUCCCCCCAAUUUUCCGUGGGUAUGCUUUAUUGCGUUCAUACUACUUUGGUUCUCUCGACGUUUAUAUUUAUACAAUGAAAAAUAAAACACUUUGGUGCUUCUCUUCUCACGCGCGCUCUCCUAUUAUAUUCGAAAGGUAAAAUUUAAAAUUAAGAUCUACGGCUUCUUUAGCGCACAUUGUUUAAGCUCGUCAAGUGUUUUGUCAAAUACGAACGUAUGCUCUCGUUCCACCAAUCGUGCCAAUAAGGAGAAAUUUAGUUGAGAGUUUCAGUGGUAUAGGCUGACGUUAUAUCCAAAAAAGCACCGAAUUUUGUAAAUAUUGUAGCUGAUAGAUCUUUUCAUCCGAAGCGCUUUUAUUGCUGUUCUUUUUUUCUUUUUCUAUUCAGUCUUUAUAUAGAGAAGAAAGAUAUAAUGUACAAAUAACUUUUCGUUUAACGUACACCAAAUAUAUUUAAAAGCUUCUUCCUGUUGACUUUGUUAUUUUCGUGUUCAAAUGCAGUUCUGCGUUCUCCAAACCGAGAAAAGUGCAAACGUUGAAAAUUGAACAAUGGAAUAAUUUCUUAUACUUUUUACUACUAUCUUAAAAUUAUUUUUUAAAGCAAAUUUCAAAGAAACUGCUAUGGUUCGCGUCAAGGUAUAUAAUGUUCAACGAAAGAAAAAAAAAGAAAAUUUCCAAUUCACACACAGUGAGACGUACUAUAUAUUACAGGAGCGAAGUUUAAGGAUUUCCGAUUCUUUUGUCAAUAUAAUAUAAAGUGAUAGGAAAUGCGUUGAAUCAGUCAUCGAUUAAUCUGCAGAUGUACCAAUGAUGAUGAUAUUGUUUUUAGUUCUGCAGUUAUAAGAAAGAAAAUGUACAUAAUAGAAAUUGCGUUAUAAGUUACUGCUGUAAACUUGCGAAUACAUUUGUUUGCUUAGAAAAAAAGUGAA